AUGAUCCUCCUUUUCAACUCAAACUUCCUCCGAAGGCAGCUAGAUCUGAAAAAGAAAUUGAUCCAGAAUAUGAAGAGAAGAUGAAAACGGACCGAGCAAAGAGAUUUGAGUUCCUCCUGAAGCAGACAGAGCUAUUUGCACAUUUUAUUCAGCCUGCAGCACAGAAGUCACCAACAUCUCCAUUGAAAGUCAAAUUGGGGCGACCACGAAUCAAGAAGGAUGAAAAACAGAGUUUAAUUUCAGCUGGGGAUUAUCGUCAUAGACGCACAGAGCAAGAGGAAGAUGAGGAGUUGCUGUCUGAGAGUCGAAAGACGUCUAAUGUGUGUGUACGAUUUGAGGAGUCUCCUUCGUAUGUGAAAGGAGGAACACUAAGAGAUUAUCAGGUUAGAGGGUUGAACUGGAUGAUCUCAUUAUAUGAAAACGGUGUUAAUGGCAUUCUGGCAGAUGAAAUGGGUCUUGGUAAGACUUUGCAAACUAUAGCAUUGCUAGGCUAUCUGAAGCAUUACCGAAACAUUCCUGGACCACACAUGGUUCUGGUUCCAAAAUCAACUUUGCACAACUGGAUGAAUGAAUUUAAACGCUGGGUUCCGUCUUUACGUGCUGUUUGUCUUAUUGGAGACAAGGAUGCCAGAGCUGCUUUUAUCCGUGAUGUUAUGAUGCCUGGAGAAUGGGAUGUUUGUGUUACUUCAUAUGAAAUGGUAAUCAAGGAGAAAUCUGUUUUCAAAAAAUUUAACUGGAGGUACCUGGUAAUUGAUGAGGCCCACAGAAUAAAGAAUGAAAAAUCAAAGCUGUCAGAAAUUGUCCGUGAGUUCAAGACUACAAAUCGGUUGCUGCUGACUGGAACUCCUUUGCAGAAUAACCUCCAUGAGCUGUGGGCAUUACUUAAUUUUCUUUUACCUGAUGUCUUCAACUCUGCAGAUGACUUUGAUUCCUGGUUUGAUACUAAAAAUUGUCUCGGUGAUCAAAAACUUGUAGAAAGACUUCAUGCAGUUUUGAAGCCGUUUUUGUUACGUCGCAUAAAAGGUGAAGUGGAAAAGAGCUUGCCUCCUAAAAAGGAAGUAAAGAUUUACCUGGGACUCAGCAAAAUGCAGAGAGAAUGGUAUACACGGAUCCUGAUGAAAGAUAUUGAUAUUUUAAAUUCAGCUGGGAAAAUGGAUAAGAUGCGGCUGUUGAAUAUUCUUAUGCAGUUACGAAAAUGUUGUAACCAUCCAUACCUAUUUGAUGGUGCUGAGCCUGGACCUCCUUAUACCACUGACACACAUCUCGUCAACAACAGUGGUAAAAUGGUAGCUUUGGAUAAACUGCUGGCAAAACUCAAAGAACAAGGUUCCAGAGUUCUCAUUUUUAGUCAGAUGACCCGCUUAUUGGAUAUUUUGGAAGAUUAUUGCAUGUGGCGUGGGUAUGAAUACUGUCGAUUGGAUGGACAGACACCACAUGAAGAAAGAGAGGAAGCAAUAGACACCUUUAAUGCUCCCAACAGCAGCAAAUUCAUAUUUAUGCUGAGUACCAGGGCUGGAGGUCUGGGGAUUAAUUUGGCCACUGCUGAUGUGGUUAUUCUUUAUGAUUCAGACUGGAAUCCUCAGGUGGAUCUUCAAGCUAUGGAUCGUGCACAUCGUAUUGGUCAAAAGAAACCAGUAAGGGUAUUCCGACUUAUUACUGAAAAUACUGUUGAAGAAAGGAUUGUAGAAAGAGCUGAAAUAAAACUGAGACUGGACUCUAUAGUUAUUCAGCAAGGAAGACUCAUAGAUCAACAGUCUAACAAACUGGCAAAAGAUGAAAUGCUGCAGAUGAUCCGGCAUGGAGCUACACAUGUUUUUGCUUCUAAGGACAGUGAGCUAACAGAUGAAGAUAUUACCACCAUCUUAGAAAGAGGUGAAAAGAAGACAGCAGAAAUGAAUGAGCGAUUGCAAAAGAUGGGGGAAAGCUCUCUAAGGAACUUCACUAUGGACACAGAGAUGAGUUUAUAUACCUUUGAAGGGGAAGAUUAUAGAGAAAAACAAAAGAUGAGUAUGAUGGAAUGGAUAGAGCCUCCAAAACGAGAGCGCAAAGCUAAUUAUGCAGUGGAUGCGUAUUUUAGAGAAGCCCUACGUGUUAGUGAACCAAAAAUUCCCAAGGCUCCACGACCCCCCAAACAGCCAAAUAUUCAAGAUUUCCAGUUUUUUCCGCCACGAUUGUUUGAACUUCUGGAAAAAGAAAUUCUGUACUAUCGUAAGACUAUAGGCUAUAAGGUCCCUAGGAAUCCUGACCUCCCAAAUGCAGCUCAGGCACAAAAAGAGGAACAAAAGAAGAUUGAUGAAUCUGCACCUCUUACUCCAGAAGAAACUGAAGAAAAAGAAAAGCUUCUCACUCAAGGUUUUACAAACUGGAACAAGAGAGACUUCAACCAGUUUAUUAAAGCUAAUGAGAAAUAUGGACGUGAUGAUAUAGAUAAUAUUGCCCGUGAGGUGGAGGGAAAAUCACCUGAGGAAGUCAUUGAGUACUCAGCUGUUUUUUGGGAACGUUGUAACGAAUUGCAGGACAUUGAGAGGAUCAUGGCUCAGAUUGAGCGAGGAGAGGCAAGAAUCCAACGAAGGAUCAGUAUCAAGAAAGCUCUGGAUGCCAAAAUUGCAAGGUAUAAAGCGCCCUUUCAUCAGCUGCGAAUUCAGUAUGGAACAAAUAAAGGCAAAAACUACACAGAAGAAGAAGAUAGAUUCUUGAUAUGCAUGUUACAUAAGAUGGGCUUUGACAAAGAAAAUGUAUAUGAAGAACUAAGGCAGUGUGUGCGUAAUGCUCCUCAGUUCAGGUUCGACUGGUUUAUCAAGUCUAGAACUGCAAUGGAAUUUCAGAGACGCUGCAAUACUCUCAUAUCAUUAAUAGAAAAAGAAAACAUGGAAAUAGAGGAAAAAGAGAGAGCUGAAAAGAAGAAAAGGGGAACAAAAGUUCCAGCGUCACAGAAGAGAAAAGCAGAUUCAGCUACAGAGAGCUCUGGGAAAAAGGAUGCCAAGAAAGUGAAGUCGUAAGGCUGAGAAACUGAAUGCUAAAUAUAAAAUUGCCAUUUCCUUCUCUACAUCUACAAAUGUUAAUUGCCAAUUUCUGUGUAUUCAUGGUACUCUCAAAUAUCCCAUGAUUUAAAUUUUUUUUGCAAAUUUUGUAUAUUUUACAAUGCCUUUCUUUACUUAAAAUCUGUGUAGCUUUAUCUUUUAUGCAUUCCAGUAUUUUUGUGUACUGUAUUUUGUGAAUUUCAUGUCUUCAGCAAAAUUCACUCAGUCCUUGUUCUUUUGAAGCUUGUGCUGAGGUUUUAGCUUUUCUAUGUUUUAUAUGCUGCUGCUUUGAGAGAAAACCCAGAUUCUAUAGCUGUAUUAUUGUUGUUUCAUACUUCAAAUUUAUAUGGCUGUGGGAAAAUAAAUUGAAUUAAAAUGAUUUGAGGAGAAAUAUA
This is a messenger RNA of Alligator sinensis (Chinese alligator), 3415 nucleotides long. RefSeq names its product SWI/SNF related, matrix associated, actin dependent regulator of chromatin, subfamily a, member 1 (gene SMARCA1). Gene Ontology annotation, cellular component: chromatin; nucleus. Lineage: Eukaryota; Metazoa; Chordata; Crocodylia; Alligatoridae. The coding region runs from base 81 to 2999 and encodes 972 amino acids. Gene Ontology annotation, biological process: regulation of transcription by RNA polymerase II; nucleosome organization. The transcript is spliced from 23 exons. Gene Ontology annotation, molecular function: histone binding; ATP-dependent chromatin remodeler activity; DNA binding. The record is from RefSeq and is a predicted model, not a curated record.